Molecule: messenger RNA, 2097 nt
Organism: Arabidopsis lyrata subsp. lyrata
Lineage: Eukaryota; Viridiplantae; Streptophyta; Magnoliopsida; Brassicales; Brassicaceae
Product: protein DETOXIFICATION 25
Exons: 9
Coding region: 237-1721 (494 amino acids)
Biological process (GO): xenobiotic detoxification by transmembrane export across the plasma membrane
Cellular component (GO): membrane
Molecular function (GO): antiporter activity; xenobiotic transmembrane transporter activity
Source: RefSeq, a predicted model, not a curated record
CUUUUUCUCUUUCUCUCUUCUUUCUCUUUCUCUCAGUAUAUAUAGCCAAAAGCUUUGUAGUUCAAGUCUACCACAAACAACUCCGAGAGAGAGAGAAAAUAUCAAACUUAUUUUCUCUUGUCGUCCUCUCCUCUUUUGUCUUCUGAAUAUUCUGGGUAAUAUUUUUUUGGUUCUCGGUUUCUCCGACUCUUUCCACUCGAACCUAGCUUAAGAGAAGUAAUUAGUAAAAACUCAACAUGUAUUUUUUAGAGAAAAUCAAAGAGGGAGAAAACAUGAGUAGAGGUGGAGAAAUGGAAGAGAGACUGCUAAAUGGGUCAGAGACAGAACAAAGGAGAGAGAGUCUCUACCUGAGAAAAAAGAUUUGGAGUGAAGUAAGGAAGAUGUGGAGAAUAGCUUUACCAUCAACUUUGUUUAGAGUGAUGUCGUUUGGAUGCGUAGUGGUGGCUCAAGCCUUCAUUGGCCACUCAAGUGAAACGGGUCUCGCUGCUUAUGCUCUCCUUCAAAGUACUUUCAUUCGCUUCAUCUACGGUAUUAUGGCAGGUAUGUCAAGUGCGACAGAGACGUUAUGUGGACAAGCAUACGGAGCACAACAAUACCCCAUGAUGGGGAUAUACUUACAACGUUCUUGGAUAGUAGAUACCUUUAUAGCCACUCUCUUCGUCCCUUUCAUCGUCUUCGCGGGUCCCAUUCUUCGGUUAUUAGGCCAAAACGUUGUGAUUUCCGAGACAGUAGACGAGAUUUACCCAUGGGUCAUCCCUUAUCUCUACAGCCUCGUGUUCACUAUGACAAUGCAAAUGUACCUCCAAGCGCAGAUGAGAAACGCCAUCAUUGGCAUUCUCUCGACCCUAGCCUUGGUAUUGGACAUUGCGGCCACGUGGUGGUGCGUGAGCGUGAUGGGGAUGGGGAUCCAUGGUGCGCUUCUAGGGCUUAAUAUAAGCUCAUGGUCAGUGGUGAUAGCCGAGUUUGUAUAUGUGUUUGGAGGGUGGUGCCCGCAUACUUGGACCGGCUUUAGCACUGCUGCUUUUGUUGAUCUUAUUCCCAUGCUCAAGUUAUCCAUUUCAUCCGGCUUCAUGCUCUGCUUAGAGUACUGGUAUAUGAGCAUCAUCGUCUUGAUGUCUGGAUAUGCAAAGGAUGCGAAUAUCGCAAUUUCCGCUUUCUCCAUAUGCCAAUAUAUCUACUCAUGGGAGAUGAACAUAUGCUUUGGCUUGUUGGGUGCAGCAUGUGUACGGGUGGCGAAUGAAUUGGGAAAAGGCGAUGCGGAUGCUGUGAGAUUCUCGAUAAAAGUGGUGCUUGUGGUCUCAGCGGUGAUCGGUGUGAUAUGUUCCGCUCUUUGCCUAGCGUUUGGCGGUCAGAUUUCGUAUUUGUUCUCCGAUAGCCCUGCAGUUUCGGAUGCAGUCUCUGAUCUCUCCCUCGUCCUUAGCAUAUCUAUACUCUUCAACAUCAUCCAGCCCAUUCUCUCUGGGGUAGCAAUUGGAGCAGGGAUGCAGAGUAUGGUAGCAUUUGUGAACUUAGCAUCAUAUUAUGCAAUUGGUGUUCCUUUGGGUGUCCUCCUUAUAUACGUUUUCAAUUUUGGUAUUAAGGGACUCUGGUCUGGAAUGUUGGCUGGAGUUGGUGUACAAACGUUGAUAUUGUCUUAUGUUAUUUACAAAACUGACUGGGAAUUGGAGGUUAAGAAGACAAACGAGCGCAUGAAAACGUGGACUCUAAAUUUAAAGAGAUGAAGAGAGGAAGUGAAUGCACAAAGAAAUCAAUUUAAAGAAAUAUUUUAAGAAAAUUUUAAAAUAUUCUUUCCUUUUUUUUUUUUUUUUUGAAAAAUGAAUAAUUUAUGGGUGUUAUAUUGUGGUUUUUGAACUAUCAGUGUUGAGAUUGCAUUAUUAGGUUAAUGCAACUCUGAUAACUUUGAAAAAAGGUUAAGAAGGAUGAACUUUUUCUUUUAGUCGGAGAAAAAAGCCGUUUUACAGAAAAGGUUGUUAUUAGGAUUUAAAACAAAAAAAAAAUAUUAUGGGAGGUUUGUAAUUUUAAUUUUUUCUUGACUUUUUAUUGGAUGUAUAUUUUGUUUGUGGGCAAAAAAAUUCGAAUCGUUUUGAGUGCUUGUAA